CGCCUCGUCUGAGCAACUUCUCUUCCGCCAGCGAGCGAGCGUCAUAAGCAAGCAGAGGACGGACGAGCCAGCCGGCCGGCCAGCCAGCGAGGAGCACAAUGAGCUCGGUGAUAACAGCUGCAAGCCGACGGUGCCUGGCAGUCCCCCUCGGUGGUCUCCGGAGGCACGUCGAGGGCUCGAGCGCCUCGGCAGCCGGAAAUGGUGGCCUGUACGCGCAAGCAGGAGUCCGUGACGUUCCGCCAGUGGGGCGGAGGUCAUACUCGACCGGGACGCAGUUGAACGACAGGCUGCUCUUCAGACAACUAUUUGAAGCAGAGAGCAGCACCUACACGUACCUGCUGGCCGACUCCGUCUCCAAGGAUGCCGUUCUCAUCGACCCAGUACUGGAGACCAUUGACAGGGACCUGAAGCUCAUUCGUGAACUUGGGCUCCAUCUGAAAAUAGCAGUCAACACUCACUGCCACGCUGACCACAUCACCAGCACGGGACUGAUGAAGACCAGGCUAGCCGGGCUGAAAAGCGCCAUUUCCAAAUUAAGCGGCGCCGCUGCGGACAUUCUGCUGUCCGAGGGAGACAGGAUCACUUUUGGAAACCAUUAUCUGACCGUGAGAGAAACACCGGGCCACACUGACGGCUGCGUGACGCUGGUGACGCAGGAUGAGUGCAUGGCGUUCACCGGCGAUGCCUUGCUUAUACGAGGAUGCGGCAGAACUGACUUCCAGCAAGGUUGCUCUGAACGGCUGUACACUUCCGUUCACCAGAAGAUCUUUACCCUCCCCGACCAGUGCCUCGUCUACCCGGCUCAUGACUACUUAGGUCAGACGGUGUCUACUGUCGGUGAGGAACGCACAUUAAACCCUCGCUUGACCAAGAGCCUGGACGAGUAUGUGGCCAUCAUGAAAAACCUGAAUCUUCCAAAGCCUUCUAAAAUCGAUGUUUCAGUGCCUGCAAAUCUGGUUUGUGGACUUCAUCAUGUUUGAGCGCCCUGUACAAGAGUGGACUUGAAUCAAAAGUAUUGCACAUUGUUGAUCAUUUUUGUAAAUACUCAUACUCCUAUUCAUUGAACAAUCCGUUUAUUUCUGUGGUAAACUGCUAAAACACCUCUCUGUGUAAUGUUCAUAUCCGAUAUGUCUGGAAUGGUGUCAAUUAAAACUAAAAAUCUUUCAAGCUUUUUGGACAGGUAAACUGAA
Messenger RNA from Syngnathus acus (greater pipefish), 1190 nucleotides. RefSeq names its product ETHE1 persulfide dioxygenase (gene ethe1). Gene Ontology annotation, biological process: hydrogen sulfide metabolic process; glutathione metabolic process. Lineage: Eukaryota; Metazoa; Chordata; Actinopteri; Syngnathiformes; Syngnathidae. The record is from RefSeq and is a predicted model, not a curated record. The transcript is spliced from 7 exons. Gene Ontology annotation, molecular function: sulfur dioxygenase activity. The coding region runs from base 99 to 980 and encodes 293 amino acids.